AUGGGGGUGCCCGUGCCUGGAGAGAACGGCCUCUUGGGUGCCUUCUGGAAGAGGCUGCGGCGCACCUGCAGACCCGGCGGCGGCCCGGGAGGCAGCGGCGGGCGGCGGAGCGCCGACGAGAUACACCUGCUGCAACAGAAGAAGAUCUGGGAGACUCCACUCCUCCUGGCUGCCAAGGAGAACAAUGUCCAGCUCAUCAGGAAAUUGAUCUCGGAUGGUUCCUGUGAUGUUUUGCAAAGAGGAGCGGUGGGGGAGACAGCCCUGCACAUAGCUGCUCUCUACGAUAACACGGAAGCUGCAGAGGUGCUCCUGGAGCUGGCUCCAGAACUCAUUAAUGAAAAGAUGACGUCAGAACUCUAUGAAGGACAAACACCUCUCCACAUUGCAGCAAUCAAUCAAAAUAUAAACCUAGUGAAAUGUCUGAUCAAGAAAGGGGCUCACAUCUCCACUCCUCGAGCUACAGGACUCUUCUUCAGGCACAACCCCAAAAGCCUCUUCUACUUUGGGGAGCAUAUUUUAUCCUUUGCCGCCUGCACAGGAAAUGAGGAAAUUGUGAGCCUCUUGGUUGAAAAUGGAGCCGAUAUCAGGGCACAAGAUUCUCUAGGUAACACUGUUCUUCAUAUCCUGGUACUUCAACCCAACAGGACCUUUGCAUGCCAGAUGUACAGCCUGCUGCUUGCCUACGACAAACGAGAGGCUGGCCUGGGACCUAUCGACUUGAUCCCAAACCACGAAGGCCUCACUCCAUUCAAACUGGCUGGAGUCGAGGGCAACACUGUGAUGUUCCAGCACCUUAUGCAGAAGCGAAAGCAUGUGAUGUGGUCCUUUGGGCCCAUUAACAACAUUUUCUACGACCUCACGGAAAUAGACUCCUGGAACGAAGACCAGCCUUUUCUAGAGCUUAUUGUCUCAACCAAGAGAAGAGAGGCUCGUCGCAUCCUAGACAUUACGCCAGUUAAGGAGCUUGUGAGUCUGAAGUGGAACACUUAUGGGCGCCCAUACUUCUGCUUCCUGGCAUUAUUUUAUCUCCUGUACAUUAUCUGCUUCACCUUGUCCUGCAUUUACAGACCUCUGAAAUCACGGUCAGAAAACCAAACGGAUGACCGGGACAUUACCAUUGCCGUGCAGAAAACGCUGCAGGAGUCCUACCAGACAUAUGAAGACCACCUCAGGCUGGUGGGGGAGCUGAUCACUGUGAUAGGAGCCAUGGCAAUUUUGCUCCUAGAGAUUCCAGAUAUUCUAAGAGUUGGAGCCACUAAGUAUUUUGGACGAACCAUCCUGGGAGGACCUUUCCACAUCAUCAUCAUCAUGUAUGCAUGUUUGAUCCUGGUGACCAUGGUAAUGCGACUCACAAGCACCGAUGGAGAAGUGGUACCCAUGUCCUGUGCCUUGGUUCUGGGCUGGUGCAACACCAUGUAUUUUGCUCGAGGGUUUCAGAUGCUUGGGCCCUUCACCAUUAUGAUACAGAAGAUGAUCUUUGGAGAUCUUAUACGCUUCUGUGGCCUAAUGGCGGUUGUGAUACUUGGCUUUGCAUCAGCCUUUUACAUCAUCUUCCAGACAGAGGACCCUAAUGGCGUGGGGCAUUUCUACAACUACCCCAUGUCUCUCUUCAGCACCUUCGAGCUGUUUCUGACCAUCAUUGAUGGACCUGCCAACUAUGAAGUGGACCUGCCUUUCAUGUUCAGCGUGGUGUACUUUGCUUUUGCGAUCAUUGCCACUCUGCUUAUGCUGAACUUGCUUAUUGCCAUGAUGGGCGACACCCACUGGCGGGUGGCCAGCGAACGGGAUGAACUUUGGAGAGCACAGGUUGUUGCCACUACAGUCAUGCUUGAGCGGAAACUCCCACGAUGCCUCUGGCCUCGCUCUGGCAUCUGUGGGCGAGAGUUUGGACUGGGGGACAGGUGGUUCCUCAGGGUGGAAGAGCGUUUGGAUGCCAGCAAGCAGAAGAUGCUUCGCUAUGCAGAGGCCUUUAAGGGCCAAGACAAAGAGGAUCUGGACAAGUUAUCCGGGAAGCUAGAGCUGGACGAUCCUUUCCGGAAGGAACCGUCUCCAACCGUCUCACGGAGCACAACCCAGAGUAGUUUCCACCGCGGUUGGCAAAUCCUGCGGAACAACACCUUCAGCCACCUACGUGGUGAAGUAAACAAUGCCUUAGAAGAAGAGGUCUACCAUGUCUGA
Molecule: messenger RNA, 2178 nt
Organism: Lacerta agilis (Sand lizard)
Lineage: Eukaryota; Metazoa; Chordata; Lepidosauria; Squamata; Lacertidae
Product: transient receptor potential cation channel subfamily V member 6-like
Exons: 15
Coding region: 1-2178 (725 amino acids)
Biological process (GO): calcium ion import across plasma membrane
Cellular component (GO): membrane
Molecular function (GO): calcium channel activity; protein binding
Source: RefSeq, a predicted model, not a curated record